GCGUUUCCAACAUGGCGGCCCCCCAGGAUGUCCACGUCCGAAUCUGUAACCAGGAGAUUGUCAAAUUCGACCUGGAGGUGAAGGCACUUAUCCAGGAUAUUCGAGAUUGUUCCGGACCCUUAAGUGAGCUUACCGAACUGAACACUAAGGUGAAAGAAAAGUUUCAACAGUUAAAACACAGGAUCCAGGAGCUCGAGCAGUCAGCAAAGGAGCAAGACAAGGAGUCGGAGAAGCAGCUUCUACUUCAGGAAGUGGAGAACCACAAAAAGCAGAUGCUCAGCAACCAGACCUCAUGGCGGAAAGCCAAUCUUACCUGCAAGCUUGCCAUCGACAACCUGGAGAAAGCAGAACUUCUGCAAGGAGGAGACUCCUUAAGGCAGAGGAAAACUACCAAAGAAAGUUUGGCCCAGACAUCCAGCACCAUCACAGAGAGUCUCAUGGGGAUCAGCAGGAUGAUGUCACAGCAGGUGCAGCAGAGUGAGGAGGCUAUGCAGACUCUAGUCAGCUCUUCACGGACUCUCCUGGAUGCAAACGAAGAGUUUAAGUCCAUGUCAGGAACCAUUCAGUUGGGCCGGAAGCUCAUCACAAAAUACAACCGCCGGGAACUAACGGACAAGCUUCUCAUCUUCCUCGCCCUGGCCCUGUUCCUUGCCACGGUCCUCUAUAUUGUGAAAAAGCGCCUCUUCCCAUUUUUGUAAGGGAGAGCUGCCGGCUUUGGCCCGUGCAUUCCAGCGUCAGGACCCGGGGCUCUCAAGGACUGGCCGGGCUGCCAAACUGGCCUUCCCAUCUGCCUCGGGUGCUCAGUGAAUCAAGAGAGGGAAACACAGCAGCCCAGUUUCCUGCCAGGGGGCUUGGAAAGGGUGAGUAGAAUAGAGGAGACCGGAACCUUCUGGACCAGGGCGCUCCACACUCACCCAGCUUCCAAGCACUGCGGCUGCCACAUAGAACACGUCAACUCCCGGACUUACUGCACCUUUCGCCAUGUCCAGAGGCAUGAAUGGUGAAUGCUGGGUGUGGUGGAGGGAGGAGUGGUGAGGCCCGUGGGAGGGGAGGUGACGACAGCCCAUGGCUGUUCCCUGAAUAAACCUCAUUUAUUUAAUAGAGUG
Molecule: messenger RNA, 1106 nt
Organism: Rattus norvegicus (Norway rat)
Lineage: Eukaryota; Metazoa; Chordata; Mammalia; Rodentia; Muridae
Gene: Bnip1
Product: BCL2 interacting protein 1
Exons: 6
Coding region: 12-698 (228 amino acids)
Biological process (GO): endoplasmic reticulum organization; endoplasmic reticulum membrane fusion; calcium-mediated signaling
Cellular component (GO): SNARE complex; cytoplasm; endoplasmic reticulum membrane
Molecular function (GO): SNAP receptor activity; calcium-induced calcium release activity
Source: RefSeq, marked provisional